ACUUAAUGAGGAUCCUAACGUGCAGGGCCUGGCCCUUGACCUCCCAGAAAGCUUAUAUAGCAGUAAGGUAUUAAAUGCUGUGAAACCAGAGAAGGAUGUGGAUGGAUUAUCCAGUGUAAACCUAGGACACUUAGUAUGUGGUGAUGUCUAUGAUUGUCUAGUUCCUCCUACAGUGUGUGCGGUGAUGGAGCUUCUUGAAAAUCUAGGUGGAAAGACGGUGCUGCUGGUGGGAGCUGGUGGGGCAGUGGGUGCUGCCCUGCAGAGCAUGCUGCAGAGGGAGGGAGCAGUGAUCGUCAGCUGCCCGUGGAAAGCCCCACAGCUGCAGAAUGAGCUUCAUCACGCAGAUGUGGUGGUAUUUGGCAGUAUGAAACCCGAUGAUGUUCCUGUGAGCGGGAUAAAGCCUGGAACCACCAUUAUCAGUUGUUCUCAUGACACACUGUCAGAGAAGCGCAACUAUGGUCAACAAAACACCUCUACUGCAGAAAACGCUGUUGGUUCUCUUGCAAUAGCAAUGAGAAUGCAGAACAUGGUAAAAACCAUGGAGCGAUGGAUCCAGUCCCAUCAGUACAGGAAGUGGAACCUGCACUGCUUGAAACUGCAGCCCCUCUCCCCAGUGCCCAGUGAUAUUGAGAUUUCCCGAGCACAGAGUCCAAAAGCUGUUGAUGUACUUGCCAAGGAGAUAGGAUUGCUUACAGAUGAAAUUGAGAUCUAUGGCCAAACCAAAGCCAAAGUACGUUUGUCCCUGCUGGAAAGGUUAAAGGAUCAGCCAGAUGGAAAAUAUGUUCUAGUUGCUGGAAUAACCCCUACACCCCUAGGAGAGGGGAAAAGCACAGUCACAGUUGGUCUCGUUCAGGCACUUACUGCACACCUUAAAAUUAAUUCCUUUGCUUGUCUGAGACAACCUUCUCAAGGACCUACAUUUGGAGUUAAAGGUGGAGCAGCUGGUGGUGGAUACGCUCAAGUGAUCCCCAUGGAGGAGUCUUUGUAUAAUAGGCUGGUUCCAGUAGUUAAUGGCGUGAGAGGAUUUUCUGCUAUUCAGCUUGCCCGUCUGAGAAAGCUGGGAAUAAACAAGACUGAUCCUGAGACUUUAACAGAAGAGGAGAUCAGCAAAUUUGCACGCCUUGAUAUUGACCCAUCUACCAUAACAUGGCAAAGAGUGGUGGAUACAAAUGACAGAUUCCUGCGCAAAAUAACAAUUGGACAGGCAAGUACAGAGAAAGGAUUUGUCCGUCAGACUCAGUUUGAUAUUGCUGUUGCAAGUGAAAUUAUGGCCAUCCUGGCGCUUACCACCAGCCUUCAAGAUAUGAAAGAGAGACUGGGGAAAAUGGUGGUGGCUAAUGGCAAGAAAGGAGAACCGGUUACAACGGAGGAUUUGGGAGUAACAGGUGCUUUGGCAGUUUUGAUGAAAGAUGCAAUUAAGCCCACGCUAAUGCAGACGUUAGAGGGAACACCAGUAUUCGUUCACGCUGGACCUUUUGCUAACAUUGCACAUGGAAAUUCUUCUGUUUUGGCAGAUAAAAUUGCCCUUAAAUUAGUUGGAGAGAAAGGAUUUGUAGUAACUGAAGCUGGCUUUGGUGCUGACAUUGGGAUGGAGAAAUUCUUCAACAUCAAAUGCAGGGCGUCUGGCUUGUUUCCCAGUGUGGUUGUACUUGUUGCUACAGUGAGGGCUUUGAAGAUGCAUGGAGGUGGGCCAAAUGUAACUGCUGGUGCCCCCUUGAAGAAAGAAUACACAGAAGAGAACCUCCAGCUGGUAGCUGAUGGCUGCUGUAAUCUACAGAAACAGAUUCAAAUUACUCAGCUCUUUGGAGUUCCUGUUGUGGUUGCUCUAAAUGUCUUCAAAACUGACUCUCCUGCUGAGGUUGAUCUGGUGUGUAAGAUUGCAAAGCAGUCUGGAGCAUUUGAUGCUGUACCCUGCAAUCACUGGUCAGCUGGUGGUAGAGGAGCAGUAAAAUUAGCUCAAGCUGUGGAAAAGGCGGCCAAUCAGAAAAACAGUUUCAAAUAUCUCUACAGCUUGGAGCUUCCCAUUGUUGAAAAAAUAAGGAUCAUUGCUCAGAAGGUGUACGGAGCUCAGAAUAUAGAGUUGUCUCCUCUUGCGCAGUCACAAGUUGAUCGUUACACCCAGCAGGGAUUUGGAAAUCUUCCCAUUUGUAUGGCAAAAACUCAUCUAUCCCUCUCCCAUCAGCCUGAGAGGAAGGGUGUUCCCACCGGUUUCAUUUUGCCGAUUAGCGAUGUACGAGCCAGUGUUGGAGCAGGAUUCAUCUACCCUUUGGUAGGAACGAUGAGCACCAUGCCAGGACUUCCCACAAGGCCAUGUUUCUAUGACAUUGACCUUGACCCCAUCACAGAGCAAGUGGAAGGAUUGUUUUGAGAGUGAGGUCCAAAUUCAGAAGCCUGAAAAUUCAGAACUGCAACUUUCCUGUUUCCUUCAAGUAGGAGACAAAAAUGAAUCUGAAAUAUUCCUGUUAUGUGUCUCUGGAGGAAUGUCAAGAUAGACCAAAGAGCAAAAGUUUACUCUUUCUUCAAACUAGUUUUUAUGAUGAAAUAUAGCUUUAGGGUUAAAAAAAAAAAAAAAAAAAUCACAAAAAAAGACCAGCAAGCUGAAGUUUUACUCGCUGUCAUGCAGGAAACUCUCUACUGGGGUUUAUGCUUGUUUCUGGAUAAAAUGACAUUGAAAAUGAGCAGUUUUUCAACCUGGAGUUUUCCUCUUUUCUCAGAAGAGUUUACCGAAGUAUUUCCUUUAUCUUGGCUAUCUCAAAACUUGUGUAAACCUGAUUAUGCUGUGUGACCAAGCCUAUUUCUCUCUGAAAAGUACGCUUUUGCUCCUGGCAUUCAGGAGUUGAAGCUACACACAGAUUAACUGCACAUUUUUGAGUUAUCAUCAAAUGUUGCUCUGGAUGCAUUUGGGCAGCAGCCAAGCUUCGAGCAAGGAAGACAUUAAACAGAGAAAGAACAGAGAAUGUAUUUUGUAAAAGUUUUUUAAAAUAUAAUUUGUUUCCUUGUUGGGCAAAGAUCUUUUGAAACACUUAAGCCAUAGCUGUCUAGUAUCCAUAGGUCUGCCUUUAUCCAAAGCAUGUGUUACAGGUUGUCCAGCUGAUUAUGUGGUUGUUGUGGUGACGCUGAUUGUUCAGAGAGGGCACUACUGCUUCUGAAGCACUGUUUUGCUCCCGUUCAUGGCUAAUGAAGCCUCCUGCUGUGCUGGCUCCUGAGUAGAGUUUUUCCCUAGCAGUACACAACGCCCAGUAACAACAGAAGAACGUCCAUCAAGCAGGGAUGCGACAGGGCACAGCUUUGUUCUGCUUCAUUUUGCAGGUUUUAACCACCAUACUUGCAAAACUGGAGGGUAUUUUUACCUGAAGGGGGUAUUCAAACAAGCUGAAUUGUAAACCGUGUUCUUAAAUUUACCUCAGUAACUUACCUUUCCUGGUUUUUCCUAAACCUGCAGCAAAACAAGCCUUAGGCAUAGGAUACUGCAUUUAGCUUUCCAAGCAGCUACUCCUCAGGAAACUCUCACUCGCUGACUGUUGGUUCCUUCAAUAACAAAAAGGGCAGCAGAACAAUAGGGUGAAUCGAGACAAUAGGCCAUUGUUUUUUUAGGUAAAAAGCAGUGAAAUACUGAUGAGAGAGUUUAUUUUCCUGAUGACGUUUUCCAUCCUGUCGCUUCGCUCUGCUUACGCACAUCUGCAUGUUAUGGGCUUUUGCAGUGUAGUUUUGGUUACCUUCUACAGAGCCACAUUUGGAGACUUAAUUAUCUCAGGAACUCUGUAGUAAUUGAGGGGUUUGUUUUGGUUUUUAAAAUCAUGCUUCGUUAUUUAUAAACUCAAGACUAUAAUUACGGACAGUAGAGCAAACUGGGGGCAAUUAAUUAUCUGUGCCUUCCCUGGAGUAGCACGGAAAUGUCUGUUGACUGCAUUUUAGUGCUAUUCAUAGCAUGGAUCUCCAACACCAUGGGGAUUGCUGUGAAGAUAAAUUUAAAUGUAAAAACUAGAGCAAUUUGAUAUUUUAUCCUUAUUAGACAAUAGAGCUCAUAAUGGCCUAGACUGGAUGCUUUAAUUACACUGGGACUGCAUGACAAACAUGAUAAGUAGAAAGUAAGAUUCAGGUGUGGCUCUCACAGCUGCUGGGAAGAAAGAUUUCUGAUAUAGUCUAUUAAACUGUGCAACAAAAUACAACCAUGCUCUUUAUACACAUAGCACCAUUGUAAAUUAGUCUUGCACACACUGAGCUAUCUAGCCAAGAAAUAGCCAAAGAGUUUUGGAAGAAAAUAAGUGUGGUUUCUGGACAUAGUUUUCCUAGUAGCAUCCUUACAAGAAAAAGAAAUAAGGUUUUCCCUCCAUCUUGUCCAGAGAAAUUCAGAAAACCAUAAUCGUGCCUUACUAGGGGUCACUGUGGUUCUCCUGCCCAUUCAGUGUGGGAUACUAAAUGUGGCACUAGCUGACUGCCUUGUGAAGCUUCCAUAUGGAUGCAGAUGUCUAAGCAAAAAGUUUUAUAAGUCACCUCAAACUGCUGCUUGAUACCUUCUAUAGUGUCAUCUCCAUAUUAUCCCUUCAGGCCACGCACACUGAGAUUGUUUAUCUGACCCGUCAGUCUCUCCCUAAAACACCAUUCCAGCUCAUUUAGUUGAGAGUUGACAAACAUCCUGUACUUUUUCUAUCAUGUGCACAGGAUUUGUUAUUUUGUUUAGAUAGCUUCAGUAAUUCAAGAAAGGUGGAAUGGCCCUCUCUUCUUUUAUCAUAGCUUUUCUCCCUCCCCAUCUAGUUAACUAGCUGCAAAAAUCUCUCAAGCUGUUAUAUUUUUGGUCCUUUGUCAUGAUGCAAAGCACUGAGCUAUUGGCCACCAGCUAACCUGCAGAAACUGCCACAGUAUAUUUCCUGGGGCUCCCCUGAUGCUGAGGCCUUCAUCCAGAAGAGUUUAAAAUGAAAUCUUUUUAAUAUCAGUGUUAUUGUUAGGUUUAUCACUUGUUACAUGGAUGUGACUGUAGGUAUGGGACCCUACCUUUGCAUCUACAGUGAGCAGUGUUAUCACAUGGCAGAACCACGGCUUUAUAAGGCAGGUCGCCAUGCUUAUCCCUUCAUAUGCUAAAGUGUUUUAAGUACCAUGUGGUUGUUUAUUAUCAGAUCUGCUUUUUGUUGUGGCUCAAUACUUUGCUACUGCUGAACUACUUCUGUAAUGACAUUGAAAUACUUCAGACUACAUGCAACUGGUUUCAUUCAUUUGUAUUCUAAAACUCAAAAUCCCAGAAUUUCAGUUGCCAUAAACAUGAAAAUAAAGUCUGUGUGUGUACUAAUGUUUAGUUCGCACACGUGGUGUCUGUCUGAAGUCUGAAUUAAUUAAUAAAAUACAUCCAUUAUUUAA
Messenger RNA from Corapipo altera (White-ruffed manakin), 5352 nucleotides. RefSeq names its product methylenetetrahydrofolate dehydrogenase (NADP+ dependent) 1 like (gene MTHFD1L). Gene Ontology annotation, biological process: tetrahydrofolate interconversion. Lineage: Eukaryota; Metazoa; Chordata; Aves; Passeriformes; Pipridae. Gene Ontology annotation, cellular component: mitochondrion; cytosol. Gene Ontology annotation, molecular function: methylenetetrahydrofolate dehydrogenase (NADP+) activity; formate-tetrahydrofolate ligase activity; ATP binding. The transcript has 23 exons. The record is from RefSeq and is a predicted model, not a curated record. The coding region runs from base 185 to 2368 and encodes 727 amino acids.